GCAGCCUUCCAAACUCAAAUGUCAACCUCAAAACCUCAACCUCAGGACGGGAAGCAAGUGUCGCCUCUCAUCAGACCCAGAAGCAGGACUCGGAGCCCCCAAGCCCUUAAGCGCCGUCGCCCCCCCAAUCUCGUCGAGGUUGAGGACACGCAGUCUGUCAACUCUUCACAGUCCUUCAACUUAGUCCCCGCUGAAGGGCAAUGGACUUUUCACAGAUACCCAAAAUUCGGCGUCAGCUCCGCCAAAUGAGGAGCAGGCUAUCUGCAUUCUCCGAGACGGGAGAACAGUAUCAGCCGCUCAACAAGGGCACGACAAGCUCCACCGCCGGUCAGGGUUGCGUCAACCGAACAACAGGUGCCAACUCACCAACGCCAAAUUUCCUGGACUUGUGUCGACCUCCUGGGAAGGUGACGCAAAAGUACGGCAAGUCCAAAAACCGACAACGCCAGGUUCUUGCGCCGAAAUCGCCGUCACUCCUAGCCUCAUAUGUCCAGGGGGAUAUGAUGAACCUCGCGUCGCCUAUCCGUCGACAAACACUUGGCUUUCAGGAGUAUUUCCGGGAAGUCGCUAGGAAUGUUUGGGGGUCCCAUCACGCGAAGGAGGUGUCUGCUACGUAUCGGGAUGAUGAAAACAGUCAGCAUAUUCUUAAACCGGAGAGAGUCUCUAGUUUGGCCGAGCUCUCCGCAUUUGCCCUCGCGAGAAAUCUCCCGUUGGCGACUACGGAUAAUGAGGAGGAUUUGGGGUUGGAGGAAGAGUGGUAUGAGGCUGUUCCGCCACAUCACAGGAGAGCUGUGUUAUGGGCGCAUAUCAUCGAAUUAUGCAAAGCUUUCAUCCCCAGUGCGAAGGUCCUAGUACCCGUCGUCGAUGCCUGCAUCAACGCGCAAGCUCCCCAGCAGGCUUGGGAGCUCCUUGUCUAUUUCUGGUCUCUCCCAGGUGGCCGGACGCUGCACGACAUGGCAUGGUCUUUCUCCGUCGCCAGUCGCCUGACCAAAUCCACGGAAUGGGUUCACACGGUUGGACGUCAACUUCGAACCUCCGAGUGUCAUCUGAUCGAGGAUGUCCUUGUGCGAAAGUACCUGGACGGGUGUCAAUCAGAACUGUUGAUUGUACACGGCCUGCGAACUCUCCUCAACAUGGACAACCAGAACAUGACGACUUCGCAGACACGCAUCAAUCCCUGGAUCCGGAAACUGCUGCGUCAUUCAUGCGUGUCAUGUUCCCAGCUGUACGAUUGUCUCUGCACGGCUACGAUUCUGGAAAUCUGUGCGCGGAUCGACAGUAUGCCGUCGGAACUGUCACCAACGUAUAGACUAGCGUUGCUAUGCCGAGGCACUGAGCUGGUGGAUAUGAUCACACCGUCGGCGUUGCUAAAUGAGCCACCGGAAUGGGUCGGCCAUCUCCGGGACCAUAACCACCUCCACGAUCUUGACGAAAUGGUCGCGUUCUACCCGACAUUCCAAGCGAUGGGCAACGUGCGGCAAGCUUUAUUGGCGAUCGAUGCGAUUCCGCUGGCGAGGAAGAUAAACCUUCUGAUGCUGAAUCAUUAUGAUACGUUGGCGAAAGGGGCGGGACAUGUGCCGCUAAUUGAGGAGUUGAAAGCUCAGCUGGAAGUGCAGGCGACGCCGAGGCCGGAUAAGACUUCUAGAUGGAGGUACGAGCCCUUACUCCAAACAUGGAUAGCCAGCACGCCCUUGCCCAACGGAACGAACACACAAAAACCCUCCACUCUCCCACACCCAUCCCCAAUAUACGCUCGAACCCGCUCAUUCAUUCACAAAACAUCAGCACAGCACACGCCCCCACGCCAAUUCCACUUCCUCGACAAGAAAAACCGACCCAGAGUACGCACUUUACCCCCGACACAUAACACUGCGUUUUUCAACCCAUCAUCCAAACGCGCUGCUGAGGCACUGUGGGAACCAGACACACCCGUCUCCCGCCCAGCCAAACGAUCCCAUAUCGAUCCGGCGUGUACACCACCUGCACCUGUUCUAAGGAGGCAUAUGUCGGAUCCGGGCGGCGGGCGGGGGAGGAGGACUGUGGUUGUAAAGGCCGGGGAUAUGACGGCUGGGGAUCUGCAGUAUAUGGCUUCUGAGUCGUUGGGGGAUACUGACAACGCGCCGCUGGAGAUGAGGGUUGUGGAGCCGUUGCCGAUGACGAUGGAGGAGGAUGAUCUUGCGUUUUGAUGGAUGGUUGGUGGGAUGACUAUCCGGUGGGGAGCACGUGGAUAUGUAGGGGUACUUUAUGGAUGUAUUAUUGAGGAAUAUAUGGCAGCGUAUUUCUUUUUUGGCAUUUGAUUGCGC
This is a messenger RNA of Fimicolochytrium jonesii, 2303 nucleotides long. RefSeq lists its product as uncharacterized. The transcript is spliced from 4 exons. The coding region runs from base 201 to 2186 and encodes 661 amino acids. The record is from RefSeq and is a predicted model, not a curated record. NCBI's taxonomy places the organism in Eukaryota, Fungi, Chytridiomycota, Chytridiomycetes, Spizellomycetales, Powellomycetaceae.